Racocetra fulgida is the source of this 126-nucleotide messenger RNA. The record is from the annotation of a GenBank genome assembly. Lineage: Eukaryota; Fungi; Glomeromycota; Glomeromycetes; Diversisporales; Gigasporaceae.
AAUGAACUUAAGGAACAGCUUAAAUUAAAGCUAGAAGAAGAUGAGUUUUCUAGUGAACAAUUGCAAAAAUUAAAAGAUAAAGGAAUUACCUUCACGCAGCUAUGGCAUAAAAAGUUAUAUUCUGCU